Messenger RNA from Pundamilia nyererei, 1068 nucleotides. NCBI's taxonomy places the organism in Eukaryota, Metazoa, Chordata, Actinopteri, Cichliformes, Cichlidae. The record is from RefSeq and is a predicted model, not a curated record.
AUGAACAGCUUCCUCACCCGGACACCCAGGCCUAAUGGCUCCACCACAGUGGGCGAUGCUUGGACCGACGCGGAACAGCAGCUCCUCAAACUGGGCGAGGGACAGACGGUGGUACCGCUGUCCCUCAUCCAGACGCAGCUCCUGGAGCAGGUGCUGAAACUCACCAAACUGCUCACGCUUCUGGAGGACCUGAUGGACCCAGUUUGGAUAAUGGAGAGCUGCAAUCAGCGGGUGUUCACACUGCUGCUCCUGCUGCGCUGCUUCAUGAGUCUCUCCACCUCGUCCAUCGACACCAUGAAUGUGGUAGAUUUCUGUGGCCAGACAAUCCAAGGUGACGGUAUGAUCAUCAACUCACACCAGGAAUCCAAGAAGUACUACUUUGUGAUCAUGGGGACUGAUUGCCACCUGACAAUGCAGGCCAGCUCUCCCAAAGACAAGGUCCAGUUCCAUUUCCGCUUCUUCCUGGUUUACAGCUUGCUUAGAGUGGCCCCCCUGAGUCCUGCGCCUGUCUUGCCAGAGUCUCUGUCCCCCCACGGUUCUGCCCCUCUCAGCCCCAGAUCGCAGUCUACCUCUGGUGAAAACUCAGAAGAUCCGUGUCAUGCCGGCUCUUACGUUCAGUUCUAUGAUGGUCGGGACACAACCUCGCCUCUCUUGGGGCCUCCUCUUUGUGGGAAGAGCCCACCCCGACCAGUGCUGUCCACAGGAAACUACCUGACCCUGAGGCUGGUGACCAGGGGGACUCAGCCUCGAGUUGACUUUGUGGGGGACUUCACCUCCUUCAGACUGGACUCCCCUGCCUCUUUGUCCCUGUUGGUUCUCUACAUCAUCAUGGGCAUGGUGACAGGUGGCAUAGUGCUCUGCUGGUGCUUCUGGUCACCUGGCUGCUUCAUGUGGCGAGUUAGCGCCUGUCGCUUCUUACCCUGCUGCAACUCAGCCUGUGCCUCAUGCCAGUUGUGCACUCACAGCUGUAUCCGCAAUAAGGAGCACCGACCGGGAAAAGUCACUCCACACACACAUGCCAGUGGCACACCGAUGGGGACCGCGGUGGUUACUACAGCAGGUGUGUAA